CGUGAACCACCAUCCCACUUCACCACCACCAUGCAUUGCACCUGCAAAACGCUGCUCAGCAGCGUCUUCGCCGCGCCGCUCGCCCGCUCUACGACCUCGAUACCCCCGACUUUCCUCGCGCCAGCUCUCGCUCUCAAUCAAACGACCUCCUUCUCCACCAGCACUCGCCAGCACGCGCGUAAAGAUGGCAACCCCGCUCGAGGAGUUUCCGCUCUCCGCCGCACCGGUCUCAAGAAACAACGACUCUCCAUCACCGCUGCCGAACUGCCUAAACCCGUUCUCGACCCAUCGCGAAGAUCCCAAGUCGAAGUCGAUGAGGAUCAUGGACUCUGGGAAUUCUUCCCAUCUGAUAGGAAGUCAAUGGCAACACCGGAAGAGCUGGUCCAGCAUGGCCGCUCUUGGGACAUGAGAGAGUUGAGACAUAAAGAUUGGGAUGAUCUGCAUCGGUUAUGGUGGGUUUGUAUCAAGGAGAAGAAUCGGUUGUUGACGUAUAAGCUGGAGAGGGAGAGAGUGAAGAAUUUGUUUGGACAGUAUGAGUCUGAUCAGAGGGAGGAUGAGAUCAAGAAGACGAUGAAGCGUAUCAAGCAAGUUCUGACAGAGCGUUGGUAUACAUGGGAGAAUGCUCGACAGGACGCGAUGCAGGAUGAGGAGAUCAAUAUGUAUGCUGAUCUGGAUGCUGGAGAGCCGGCUUAUUUGCCAAAGGAAGAGGCGCAGGGUGAAGGUAUAUCAGACGCUCUUUCACAAGCUACUCUUCCACCGCCAGGCGAAGCUUCGAGGCCUGAAGUACGAGCUUGAUAAUCUGUACAAUGUUCGUGUAGCCAUAAUGUACAAAUUCCGCCAGAGCGACUUUCUCACAGAACAACCCUUGGCCUCUUUGAUGAGACCGACGAGGAGGGCAACCCAUUUUGAGGCACCCAUGACCAUAAAGUGUACAGCGCGCUCUUCAGCGCCUUUAAAAGCAAACAAGCAAUCCCGGGGUAUCACCCUCUAUCAUAUCGAACGCCAUCGCUAAGCAGCAAGCAAAAUUUCCCCCUUCAUAUCGAACCAUGCAUGAUCAAAAUCGUAGUCAGUUCAGAACAGACAUGAGCAUCUCAUCAUCGUCCUCCAGAGAACGAGUCACCUGCUCCCGUCGAGCAAAGGCUGCCUUGACUUCUGAAAGCAGGGCUUCUGGGUUGGUCACGUCCUUGUCCCCGCCAGCGCUCACGAGCAAUUGGUGCAAACUGGCCGUGAGUGACAGCACACGUG
This is a messenger RNA of Cercospora beticola, 1245 nucleotides long. It is a transcript of the gene MRPL4, whose product is annotated as mitochondrial 54S ribosomal protein uL29m. Gene Ontology annotation, cellular component: mitochondrial ribosome; mitochondrial large ribosomal subunit. Gene Ontology annotation, biological process: mitochondrial translation. The record is from RefSeq and is a predicted model, not a curated record. NCBI's taxonomy places the organism in Eukaryota, Fungi, Ascomycota, Dothideomycetes, Mycosphaerellales, Mycosphaerellaceae. Gene Ontology annotation, molecular function: structural constituent of ribosome.